Messenger RNA from Neolamprologus brichardi, 807 nucleotides. Its product is annotated as polymeric immunoglobulin receptor-like. Gene Ontology annotation, cellular component: plasma membrane. Gene Ontology annotation, molecular function: transmembrane signaling receptor activity. NCBI's taxonomy places the organism in Eukaryota, Metazoa, Chordata, Actinopteri, Cichliformes, Cichlidae. The record is from RefSeq and is a predicted model, not a curated record.
UGACUGUCAAACCAACAAGCUCGAGAUUCAGAAUGAAAAUCCACCAUGCUCUGUUCUUCUGCGUCUUAUCAGCAGGAUUAUUUGACAAAAAUACUCAUCUCAUCAACGCACAAACAAACCUUUAUACAAAGGUGGAAGGCGAAGACUUCAGAAUUAAACUUGACCAUGAAGUGCCUGCAGGAAGCAGAAAAUAUAUCUGCAGGAAUGACACUGAAAAGGAAGACAUCCUCAUUGAAACUACUGAAAACAGAGCUGAGAGUGGCAGAUACAUAAUACGAUACAACAUAAGUGACAAGAAAGUGCACGCAGUCAUCAAAGAGCUGACCCAGUCUGACUCUGGACGGUACAAAAUUGGCGUGAGCAAUUCUUCGUCCCAGAAUUUAUUUCAGGAAGUAGAGCUCAAAGUUAGAGAACUCUGUGAAGAAGAUAUCACCAAUGGUAAACCCAAAGUCUACAGUGCUACUGUGGGAGGGGAGGUUACAAUCAGAUGCCUCUUGCCUUUACAUUCACUAAACAUAAAGUUCCUCUGUAAAGACGAAUGUAAAACAACGAUCAUCAACACAAAUAAUCUCACAAUUAUGAAUGGCAGAUAUGAAAUUGAGUAUUGGAGUAACACGGCCUUUAAUGUGACCAUCACAAACCUAAUCAAGUCGGACUCUGGGCGGUACAAGUGUGGCGUGCGAAAAAAAGAUGCAAAAAAUACAUGCCUGGAAUUUGAGAUCUCAGUAACAGAUGGUGAGUUUCUACUGGAAAAUGUACCUGCAUGUCUCCGGGUCUGAUGAACGACUUUACUGAUACAUGUAAUGG